AUGUCCUCCGCGAAAGCCAGCCCUUCCCCAGCGGGCCUCCAGACCGACUACUCGUCAUGGGACACCGCCCGUCUCGUCGCCCGAAUCACAGAGUUGGAACAGCAGCUCAGUUCUUCCGCCGAAACCCAGCCCCGCGGCCGGAGCAGACCCAGGAACGACCUCCCUCCUACAUCACCACUGAUCAACCCCGUUGAGUCCUACCCGCCAGGCCCGUUUAACCCAUCGCGAGCGUCCUCGCGCGCAGCAAGACCACCUCGAGAUAUCGACCCGUCAAAGUAUCAUACCCGCUUCAUCGCAUUGAAGUUUGCCUACCUGGGCCAGCGAUAUAAUGGCUACGAACACGCGAAUGGAAAUAUCACACCGUUGCCGACGAUCGAAGAGGAGCUUUGGAAAGCUUUACGAAAAGCUCGUUUAAUUUUCCCUCAUAUCGUGGAGAACUCAGAGAAUGUCGACGAGAGUGGAAGUAGGUCGCUAUCGCGCCCAUAUUCAAUCUCCUGGGAAGGAUGUGAUUACUCCAAAUGUGGAAGAACAGACCGCGGGGUCAGUGCUUUUGGGCAGGUUGUUGGGGUUAGGGUGCGAAGUUCACGCCCGAAGAAAACUGUUGAGCCGGUCGCUACUCCAGAUACUUCUACCUCCGUUACUCCUAAACUCAUUAGCAAAGACGUCGAAAGCCCCUUUGGCGGACUGGGCAUUGAUGUCUCUGAGCUUGAAGUGGAGGAAAAAUGGGACGAUGUCGCCGACGAACUUCCAUAUAUACAAAUGCUAAAUGGGGUUCUCCCCGAAGAUAUCCGUAUCCUAGCGUGGUGCCCUCGCCCUCCUCCGGAUUUUGACGCCAGAUUCUCAUGCCGCGAACGACGAUAUCGAUAUUUUUUCACCCAACCAGCGUUUUGCCCGACACCGGGGCCGCUGGGUUUCGUUAAACGCCCCGGCGACACACCAGGGUCCAAGAUGAGGGAAGGCUGGCUAGAUAUAGACGCAAUGCGGGAAGGAGCCAAACGCUACAUCGGUUCCCACGACUUUAGAAACUUUUGCAAAGUGGACGCUAGCAAACAAAUAACGAAUUUCGUUCGGAAAAUAUCCCAUGCAGACAUUCAAGUUCUAGAUGCUAAGAACCUACCACCCGCGUUUUUAGCCCAGCAAGGAUUUCAACAAUAUGAAAAUGUUGAUCGAGAAUUGCGUGACUCUAGCGAUGUCCAGGAUCCAGCUCUGAAAGUGUACUAUUUCAGCGUUCACGGAUCUGCGUUCUUAUGGCAUCAAGUCCGGCAUAUGGUCGCCGUCUUGUUUCUGAUCGGACAAGGUCUCGAGCCGCCAUCUAUAGUUUCCCAACUACUAGAUGUAAGCACAAACCCUCGACGACCAACGUAUGACAUUGCAUCUGAUGCGCCACUGGUUUUAUGGGAUUGUGUUUUCCCAAAAAAUGGGGAUGAAAACGAGGACGGCCUGGAUUGGGUGUACGCGGGGGACCCACGGACCGCGAAUUCAGGAAGGGGAGAUGGAAAGUUCGGCCAAGGCGGAGUAGUCGACAGCAUAUGGUCAGUUUGGAGACAGCGCAAGAUUGACGAAGUCAUGGCCGCAAGCUUGCUGGAUCUUGCUGUCGGUCAAGGCGACAGCAGUUCGGUCGCUAGUGGAGGAUUCAGGAAUCCUACGCUAGAUAAACUUAAUCGCAGUCAGAAAAUGUUCUACGGCGGUAAUGACGGGAAAGCAAGCGGCAACUACGUACGAUUAAUGCAGAGGCGGAGGAACGAUACCGUGGAGGAGACAAACGCAAGAUGGGUAGCCAAAGGGAAGAGGACCGCCAAGAAGAGCUCCAAGAAAGGGGAUUCCGCGGAUGUUGAGGAUGCCGCUUGA
Molecule: messenger RNA, 1848 nt
Organism: Uncinocarpus reesii 1704
Lineage: Eukaryota; Fungi; Ascomycota; Eurotiomycetes; Onygenales; Onygenaceae
Exons: 1
Coding region: 1-1848 (615 amino acids)
Biological process (GO): mRNA pseudouridine synthesis; tRNA pseudouridine synthesis
Cellular component (GO): cytoplasm; nucleus
Molecular function (GO): pseudouridine synthase activity; RNA binding
Source: RefSeq, a predicted model, not a curated record